Kwoniella botswanensis is the source of this 1548-nucleotide messenger RNA. RefSeq lists its product as uncharacterized. Gene Ontology annotation, cellular component: cytoplasm. The transcript has 9 exons. Bases 1 to 1548 code for a protein of 515 amino acids. Gene Ontology annotation, biological process: protein ubiquitination. Gene Ontology annotation, molecular function: ubiquitin protein ligase activity. Lineage: Eukaryota; Fungi; Basidiomycota; Tremellomycetes; Tremellales; Cryptococcaceae. The record is from RefSeq and is a predicted model, not a curated record.
AUGCCGAACGCAGCGCCGUUCUGGCUUUGCCAUGAGUGUGGUGCUCAAAUGCGACCUGUCACAGUCAAUGGCGUAUCGCAUUGUGCAUCUUGCAACGGUGAAUUCAUAGAGAUUCUUGACCCAGAGGUCAAUCCCGAUCCAUUCCAUGAACUUCCUCCUGCUCCACCGACUCGUCCUGGCGCCGAACCAUCUUCGCCCUCUCGAUCGAAUCCUCCACCUCCACCAUUUCAGCAUAAUCCAGGACAAGGCGGACAGUCGUUCUUAUCCAGCUUAUUUGGCAAUAUAUUAGGUGCAGCAGCAGAUCAUCAACAUGGCGAAGGAUCACGUUCACCCUCAGGUGGGAGUGGGACUCAUGAUGGAUCGGGCAGUAGCGAGACAAGUCCCAGUAGGAGUACCGGAAAUACUGGAGGGUCAGGUGGCGGAGCAAGGACAUUCUCGUUCAACUUCCCAGGUGGUGGGAGAGGUCAAGUGGUUUUUGGCUUCGGUAGUGGUAGUGGCGGAGGUAUGGGAAUGGGUCCAUUUGGUCCCACAGGUCAAGGUGCAACUACUGGAGGAAUGGACUUCGAGAGCUUGUUCCCUCAAGGAUUUGGACCACCUCCCAGAGCAGGACCUGGUGGACCUCGCCCCUUAGGGCCAGGAGAUCCGAUGGAUGGAGCAGAGCUGUUGCGUGCCUUGAUGGCUGUGAUGGGAGAGGAAGGACAAGGGGGUCCAGGGAUGUUCUUCGGUCCAGCAGGGAGAGCGAAUCUUGGAGACUACGCAACUUCAGAGCAGGGAUUCAAUGAGAUCCUGGAAAGAUUGAUGCAAGCGGCUGGUCCUCAAGGGCCAUUACCUGCUUCUGACAUUGUCAUCGAAGGUCUACCGAGGUUCAAAUUCGACGAUGAGAAGAAGCUAGCCCAGAGCACAUAUAAGGAUUGCCCAGUAUGUAAAGACGAUUUUGUGGUGGGCGAUGAGGUCAUGAGAAUACCUUGCGCGCAUAUCUUCCAUCCGGACUGUCUAGUACCUUGGCUAAAGCAGAAUGGGUCGUGUCCUGUAUGUCGGUUUUCUUUGGUGCCAGAGGAAGAAGAUCGCACACGACGGUCUCAAGAACAAGGGCAAGGGCAAGGCUCUGGUACAGCACAAAACAAUCAAGAGGGUGGUCAAACAACGAUGACGAGUAUCCUCAAUCGACUAUUUGGCCAAGCGGGCGGGACUACAAGUAACCCAACAUCACCUACCGAUAAUGAGACAAAUCACUUCACCUUUGGAUCAGCCGGACAGGCUGCUCAGUCAUCGACUCCUGGAGCAACCACUUCAUCCAAUUCCGCUCCUGCAUCGAACUCAGUAACCGGUGCCGACCAGCCUCUAACUGCUGCUACCGGAAACAGCGCUCAGUCGCAAGACCCUCCGUCUCCGACUUUGCCUACUUCAGGUCAACCAGUUACGCAGGACUCUCAACAGACUUCAGAUCAAGAUCGUCCCUCGCUAUCUAGUGCUAUUCCCGAGGACUACAGAGCAAGGCAUAGGGAAAGGGAAAGACAGCGACAGCAUGAGGAAGACAAUCAAGGGUGA